AUGACCUCUCAACCCUCAGUGCGCAUCGUGCCCCGGAAGAAGCUGCAUUGGAAGCCAGGAAAGGAGAAACAAGCUCCUGUACAGCUGACUCAGCAAGACAUCCUCAAACUGUUUCACGUGAGACAAACAGAAGCUGCGAAGAUGCUGGGCAUCUCGCUAACUGCCUUGAAGAGUGCUUGUCGAAUCCUUGGACUCCCCCGCUGGCCAUAUCACCGAGUAGACAUCGAUGAAAAAGCUAGCCGAAUGGCUCAGUCAACGGGGCUCGUCGAAGUACUCAGCUCGGAGUGCUUUGAACCAUUGUUUCUUGCAACGGACUCUUUCAGCAGCCCACAAUCUCCUCCAAGCAAUGGCUAUGACUCUACAGGCUACCAGAAAUAUGAUCUUCAGCUACAGUCAGCCUUCACGUGCAUGAAUUCACAACACAACCAGGCAUCGUAUGAGUUUCAAAUGGGGACGAGGAUAGCAAGUGGAAAGCGGUCUACUGCCCACAGCAACAUCUCAGAUUUUGGGGAAAAUCGUGAAUUUGAGCGGCUUGUGGUGUGGCCACACAAUUUGGAGACCAGAAGAGAGAAUUCCACGCUGGAGCUCUUUGACGAGGCUCUUCAACACUGUUGCAUGUCGAACUAG
This is a messenger RNA of Guillardia theta CCMP2712, 627 nucleotides long. RefSeq lists its product as hypothetical. The coding region runs from base 1 to 627 and encodes 208 amino acids. The transcript is spliced from 2 exons. The record is from RefSeq and is a predicted model, not a curated record. Gene Ontology annotation, molecular function: DNA-binding transcription factor activity. Lineage: Eukaryota; Cryptophyceae; Pyrenomonadales; Geminigeraceae.